Messenger RNA from Pangasianodon hypophthalmus (striped catfish), 1801 nucleotides. Its product is annotated as B2 bradykinin receptor-like. Lineage: Eukaryota; Metazoa; Chordata; Actinopteri; Siluriformes; Pangasiidae. Gene Ontology annotation, molecular function: bradykinin receptor activity. Gene Ontology annotation, cellular component: membrane. The coding region runs from base 135 to 1124 and encodes 329 amino acids. The transcript has a single exon. The record is from RefSeq and is a predicted model, not a curated record. Gene Ontology annotation, biological process: vasoconstriction; G protein-coupled receptor signaling pathway; neutrophil chemotaxis.
UUUAUAAGUGCACAACCACAAUUAAGAAAAAUGCCUGAGCUACUUAUCAGUUAUAUUACUAUGUGUUCUAAGAGGCUAGCUAAAUUUAACAAAAAAAAAUCACAAAAGAAAAAACCUCUCUUGACAGCUACCAGAUGGAACCAGAAAUCCCAGGAACAUCACCCUCAACCUUCCCCACCAAUCUCACAAAUCAUAGCCUGUGUCCUGAAACAGAGGCAUGGGACUGGUUGUACACCAUGCAGCCAGUAUACAUGUUUGUCAUCUGUGUGCUAGGAAUCCUGGGAAAUUUCUUUGUCCUGCUAGUAUUUUGCCUGCACAAGAAAGCCUGCUCUGUGGCAGAGAUAUACCUGGGUAACCUGGCUGCAGCUGACCUCCUUCUGACGUCUUGCCUACCUUUCUGGGCCAUCAAUGUGGCCAGUGGUUUUGAAUGGCGGUUUGGCUUGCUGAUGUGUCGUUUGGUAAACACGGGCAUCAAAAUGAACAUGUACUGCAGCGUCUACUUCCUGGUAAUGGUGAGCGCUGACCGCUAUCUGGCUCUGGUGUUUGCGCUGACUUAUGGCAGAAUGCGGCGGACCUUGUAUGCCAAGCUGAGCUGCUUAGCUGUGUGGAUUCUGGGAAUCAUCCUGAGUGUCCCGACACUCAACUUCAGGGAUGUAAAGUACAUCUCAGAGUACUCAGUCACCGCUUGCAUACUGACCUACCCCAGCGACGCGGUGGAACUGGCCUGCGACAUUCUGCUUGUCCUGCUGGGCUUCAUCAUCCCUGUGACUGUCAUUUCCUACUGCACGUGUAAGAUCAUACAAGCAUUGCACUGGCAAGUAAUGGACAGGUUCAAUGCAGUAAAUAAAGAGAGGAAAGCCACAGUGCUGGUGCUGGUUGUUCUUCUGGCUUUUCUGCUGUGUUGGGUUCCUUUUCACCUAGUAACCAUUUUAGAUAUCUUGAUGAGAUUUGAGGUAUUAAGUGGGUGUAGACUAGAAAAUGGCCUGGAUAUCUGUAACCAGAUAUUCACAUAUUUGGCAUUGAGCAACAGCGUGCUUAAUCCAAUCCUCUAUGUGAUAGUUGGCAAAAACUUCAGAAAGAAAGUGAAGGAGCUCCACUCAUCAACACGGAAAACAUUUGCAUGAAAAAAAAAGCAAACUGUUUAAGUAAUUAAAUAGAUUAAAUAAGCAUUUGCUUAUAAAAUAUAUUACCAAAUCCUGAGUCCACUAGGAACUGUUUGUAAUGUCAUGAGUUAAGUAAAUGUUGUUAAUUUAUAUUUCUCAAAGAAAUUUCCUGAUGUUUAACUGCCUUUGUAUUUGUAUGUGUUAUCAAAAAUAUGUAUUAUUAUGUACCAAAUGCAGUAGUAGAAUUUCCACAUAAUAUAUAAAGAUCCAUGCUAGUAUAAUUACUAUCAGGCUAGUUAAGAUAUGACAGUAAUUAACACUGUGUGUUAGGAAAAUAUUCAGAUAUAUUUCAGUUUCAUAUGAGGAUUUCUUUAACAGUUAAAAAUAAUUGUGUCAGUUUUGUGAAACAAUCUUUUCUGAAUAAUACAUAUACACUGAAUGAAUGUUUCCUUUUUUUGUAAUUGAUAAAUGAAGUAGUUAUUGCAUAGUUUGCUCAGACUGAUGGACUUAACUUUAUUAUAUUUAUGAAGAAAUUUUAUAUAUCUUAUAUAUCUUUACUCUGUAAAUAAGGAGUGUCAUAAAUAAAUUAUAUAUUAUGUGAUUUCUAGUGUGCUUAAAUAUGUAUUGUAUGUGAAGGGAUGUAAUCAUACACAACAAAGAGGUGACAAAUGGAUGUCCAUUGUUACUGUCACUGUUAC